Molecule: messenger RNA, 1385 nt
Organism: Drosophila guanche
Lineage: Eukaryota; Metazoa; Arthropoda; Insecta; Diptera; Drosophilidae
Gene: Or2a
Product: odorant receptor 2a
Exons: 2
Coding region: 137-1312 (391 amino acids)
Biological process (GO): detection of chemical stimulus involved in sensory perception of smell; sensory perception of smell
Cellular component (GO): plasma membrane
Molecular function (GO): olfactory receptor activity; odorant binding
Source: RefSeq, a predicted model, not a curated record
ACACCUUUUGUUUCCCAGCCACUUAGCCCAAAGGGAAAACAAUUGCAUAAAGAGCCAUAAUGAGGCAGCCUGCCAGCCAGCACUUAGGGAAAUUAGUGGCGGCGCCCGGGGCCAGACCCAAAACAGCAGCUAAACGAUGCAGAACGUUGAGGAAAACAAACUGCAAUUGGACACCCACACGGCUGUGGCGUAUCACUGGCGUGUGUGGCAGCUAACGGGACUCAUCCGACCGUCUGGCAUCCCUAAAGGUCUCUAUCGAAGCUACUCGAUUGGCCUCAACCUACUCGUGACGCUGCUCUUUCCGCUGAGCCUGCUGGCGCGGCUCAUACUGACGCGCAGCAUGAAGGAAAUGUGCGAGAAUCUGACCAUAACCAUCACGGACAUGGCGGCCAAUCUGAAGUUUGCCAAUGUCUACCUGGUGCGGCAUCACCUGGGGCAGAUACGCACGCUGAUCCAGCAGCUGGACAGGCGAGCGCAGGUGAUCGGCGAUCGGGAGGAGCUGCGCGCGCUCGACUGGGCUGUGACGUCUGCGCGGAACACGUUCCGCACCUUUGCCUGGAUCUUUGUGUGCGGCACAACGCUCAGCUGCGUUCGUGUGGCGCUCGCACGCAGCCGCCAGCUGCUGUACCCCGCCUGGUUCGGCAUCGACUGGCGCAGCUCGGACGAGGCAUAUGUGGGCAUCUAUGCGUACCAGUUGUUCGCUCUGAUCGUUCAGGCGGUGCAGAAUUGCGCUAAUGAUUCGUAUCCGCCGGCCUACCUCUGCCUGCUGACGGGCCACAUGCGAGCUCUCGAGCUGCGGGUGGGACGAAUCGGCUGCGACUGCGACUGCCUCAACGCUCGGCAGAGCUACGCUCAGCUGGUGGGCUGCAUCCAGGAUCUAACGCUCAUCCACCGCAUGCACACCAUCAUCCAGGAGAUACUCUCGGUGCCCUGCAUGGCGCAGUUCGCCUGCUCCGUUGCCGUUCAGUGCACGGUGGCGAUGCACUUUCUGUAUGUGGCCGAUGCCGACGAUCGUCUGGCCAUGAUCCUGUCGGUCAUCUUCUUUGUGGCCGUCACCCUGGAGGUGUUUGUCAUUUGCUAUUUCGGUGAUCAAAUGCGCACGCAGAGCGAUGCCCUCUGCCAUGCCUUUUACGCCUGCAACUGGAUCGAGCAGCUGCCGCGCUUCAGGCGCGAUAUUCUCUUCACUCUGGCACGGGCACAGCGACCAUCGUUGAUACUCGCCGGCAGCUACAUUCCACUCACACUGGAGAGCUUCAAGGAGGUCAUGCAUUUCGCCUACUCUGCCUUUACGCUGCUGCUGAGAGCCAAGUGAGGAGGCUGCCAACAACUGGAGGGGCUAAAAGAGCAGAGAGCGCAAAUCUGUACUCACUCGUGCACCAUUUGCA